AUGAGAUCGUCAUGCUGUGGAACAACCUGUCAGAUCAUGACGAGUGCUGGGCCACUGAAAGUGCCCAAGUCGAGUAGUGGAAGCCAUCUGCCUGGCUCUCUGCUGAAUUUACCCUGCUGGUCAGACCAUCGCCGGAGUCCAGGUAAACCGAUGGGCUGCCAUCCUAAGGGAUUACAGGAUGAUCCGAGACAUAGUCCUGGGCAGCCCCGGAAUCAUGGCUGGAACAAAAUUAAAGCUCUCUGAGCUAAACCAACUCACAAUCUCCCAGCGGCACAAUGCUCGAAUAAAGAAGCAGGAGAGGGAGGUCUUACAGCUGGACACUGAGCCUUUUACUGCUCCUUUGGUGGCACCUGAACACCUCCCACCGGUACUGCCAAAACUAAUGGAAGCAAUCCAGCAUGGACACUCAUCUUUUGAGUUUGAAAUACCUCAGGAUGCGUCUGGACAGGCAGCACCGUGUUCUCAAGGCCAGCCUCCUCCAGCGGGCUCGACGGCAGCAGCUAUUGCCAGACCUACAUCCCACUCAGCCACUUCUUCCAUACCUGCCUCUGCUGCUGCACAUACAUCUACCGCAGCACCUGUGCCUUCUGCGUCUACAGCCACGCCCAUACCUGUUGUAGGAGCACCUGUACCAGUCUCAGCACCAGACGAGAAGAGGGUGCCCAGGACCACAACAUGGCGGCGAAAGAAGCUGUCAGAGGCAGCCGCAGCUCAAGGUUUGAACCCGACGAAACGUCAGAUACCUCUGCAGUUCCUUUGCCAAAAGUGUGGCCAGCGAAAGACUAAAGAUUUUGGCCACAGACAGUUCCGGGGUGUCUACUUCUGUGCAAAGGCUUCUGGGAAGACAAGAGAGGAGAGACAUAUGUAUAUAUAA
Megalobrama amblycephala (Wuchang bream) is the source of this 874-nucleotide messenger RNA. RefSeq lists its product as uncharacterized. The transcript is spliced from 2 exons. Bases 179 to 874 code for a protein of 231 amino acids. The record is from RefSeq and is a predicted model, not a curated record. Lineage: Eukaryota; Metazoa; Chordata; Actinopteri; Cypriniformes; Xenocyprididae.